AUGAGCAUUGCUGUGUACCUUGACCAACUUGCCGAUAAGGUCAAAGAUGAUGUCACCGCAGAUACUGACGGGGUUGAUAAAGAUUCAGCUGAUGUUCCAGCAAAGUCUCAGAAACUGGAGAUCCCGAAGUUCUACUACAAGAAAAAGAAGAUUCAAACCAAAACCGACGAUGCGACGCAGGAGUUUCUCAAGAAGAAGCUCGACAUGAAGCUUAGGGAAAACAAGGCUCUGAGCCCCAUGAGAGCGCAGCUACUUCAAUCAGCCUUUCAAGCUGAUAAGUGGACCGCCGCACCAGCCGCCAAGCUAUCGUGA
Fusarium graminearum PH-1 is the source of this 312-nucleotide messenger RNA. RefSeq lists its product as uncharacterized. The transcript is spliced from 2 exons. The record is from RefSeq and is a predicted model, not a curated record. Bases 1 to 312 code for a protein of 103 amino acids. NCBI's taxonomy places the organism in Eukaryota, Fungi, Ascomycota, Sordariomycetes, Hypocreales, Nectriaceae.